GUUUCGCCGAACGAUGAAGGACACGUCGUCGGCGGGCAACGUCGUGGUGGACCUCGCGACUGCCAGGGAGAACUACCUGGCUGAACAAGAGAAGGACAGCCCCAAUGUCUCGGUCAAGUUCCGAUACGCACAAGCACUCACGCGUGACGAGAAAGCGGAGAACAAAACGCGAGGAAUUGGACUCCUCCUCGACAUUCUCGAUGAACACAGCAUCAACAAGGUCGAAUGUCUCUUCACUCUGUCGACGACGUACUUUGAGCUUGGCGACCACGCCAAGUGCCGACAGUACUGCGAACGGUUGCUGCGAAUCGACCCCACGAAUGAGAAAGCGUUGAACCUGCACAGAUGUGUCAAGGAUACAUUGACCAAGGACAGCGCCAUCGGCAUUGGCUUAGCGGCUGGCGCGGUGGUCGCGCUCGGGAUUGUGCUCAAGUUUUUACUGAAAAACAAGAAUUGAAUGGCCGUCGCGUACUUCCGUAGCCAUGGUGUGAAAGAUCGAUCGAUUUAGGGUAUAUUUCUACAUGUGUGGCGCUAGCUAGCUACACGAGUCAACAUGUCGACAAGGGUCCUAGCCCGUGGUCUUUCG
Molecule: messenger RNA, 586 nt
Organism: Aphanomyces astaci
Lineage: Eukaryota; Oomycota; Saprolegniomycetes; Saprolegniales; Verrucalvaceae
Exons: 2
Coding region: 14-457 (147 amino acids)
Biological process (GO): peroxisome fission; autophagy of mitochondrion; mitochondrial fission
Cellular component (GO): mitochondrial outer membrane; peroxisomal membrane
Molecular function (GO): protein binding
Source: RefSeq, a predicted model, not a curated record